AUGGGCAUUUCCGCGGUUGUCCUCCGGCCCUCGCUGGGGUGCGUGGAGCGGCGCAGGUCGGCUCCACUGGUGGUAAUUGGGCCCACAAGACUGCUGACCCCUUAUGUCCGAAAAAAGUAUAAUGAUGACCUAGAUGGAGAUAGUGCUGUCUUUGGUGAAUGCCUAGAACCUAAUAGGUGGUUUAUAAAUGUCUAUGGGCUGAACACAGAGGAACCAGAAUGCAUCCAUAGGAAGGUGAGCAGAGUCUAUAGGAAGGGGAAAGCCCUGGAAUCCAGGUCCCAUGAGGAGCUAGUGGUGACAGUGGCAGCAUGGAAGCUCCAGGCCUUGCAAGAUGAUGAUAGCAGAGACUGUGAGCAGAACAAAGGACACGUAGAGAGAUGGUAUGAAGGAGAAAUGGGAUGAGACAAGAGCCAGAGCAGCAGCAAGAGAAAGGCUAUUGUCCUUGGACCAGCACUGCAUCCCCGUCUCACACUGGGGCCCAGGAGAACUGCCACCAGCCCACCAGCACACAGAACUGCAAACAAUAUCAAACAGAUGGGCACCUUUGACCCUGUGGAGCAAUCCUCAGGGGUUUACCGCCACCAUGUGCUACCUCCCUGGAACUUGACAGGUCAUAGUGGCUUCCUUCUCUUCAAAGAAGGAGUUAAACCCAUGUGGGAAGAUGAUGCAAACAAAAAUGGUGGCAAGUGGGUUAUUUGGCUGUGGGAGGGCUUGGCAUCCUGUUGCUGGGAGAAUCUCAUCCUGGCCAUGUUGAGGCAAUCCAUAAUGACUGGGGAGGAAAUCUGGGGACCUGUGGUUUAUGUGGUUUCAGAAUAUUAUGUCUUUUAA
Molecule: messenger RNA, 828 nt
Organism: Prionailurus viverrinus (fishing cat)
Lineage: Eukaryota; Metazoa; Chordata; Mammalia; Carnivora; Felidae
Product: eukaryotic translation initiation factor 4E type 2-like
Exons: 4
Biological process (GO): translational initiation
Cellular component (GO): eukaryotic translation initiation factor 4F complex
Molecular function (GO): translation initiation factor activity; RNA 7-methylguanosine cap binding
Source: RefSeq, a predicted model, not a curated record